GAUUCUGUUACAGCGCAACUGACCCAUUCUCAGGAUUGCUAGUCAGUGUUCCCCAUGUAUGUGAAGAAUAUUUAGUGAACAUUUCAGGCAAUUAUGUUACUUUAGUUUUUUUUAAAAAUAAAUUGAAGGGGGGGGGUUUAAAAUUCUGCCCCAAGAUAUGCAUUUUUGCAAUUUCAUCUUCAUCAUAAAAUAUUCAUUGGCUGGUGUCGAACGACUUCGCUAAAGAUGGGAUGUUAAUCACAGUACUUUUUCAUGGUAAUAUCUAAGAAAAUCGACACCUGCGGGCCGACUUUUUAAAGCAGCUUGAUAAGACACCGCAUGCGAUGUCUUGCGUAUGGUUGCUGACAUAGUUUGUGUAAUCCAGUGGCGUGGCGUGAAUGAUCGAUUAUAGAUAUUUCCCCAUUUGAAGCUAUAGUAAAGAAUCGAUUACUAAGGUAUUCGCUGCGAACCCCCUGAUAAUCGAUCUUUUUCCAUAGGUUUGAGUGGCGUAUCAAUCGAUAUAUCGCAAAGCACGCUACGCCACUGGUGUAAUCGGGCCGCAGAGUUCAUAGAAAAGCUCGCUCUCCCAUUUUUAACGGAGCAUUAAUGUAAACUAUGCCUUUGGUGUUACCAAAUUGAAAUAUUUCCCUCCAAAUCGGAAGACAUGUUACGCACGUAACUUAUUCUAAUGCAAAUUUUGUCGUUUUCACUUCUCAACUCUCUAACACUGUCAUUUCAUUUUAGGUCUAUGUUGACACUGAGGCAGAAAAUCCCCGAUUACAUUUUUGACAACAAGUAUCAGUCCAUUACAGAGUUGCAUCUAAGCACUGUCAAGGUUUCUGUCUCAGAUAUUCAAAAAUUAUUUACCUCCUUCCCGAAGCUCAAAUAUUUACGUCACUAUCAGUUGACAGCCGCGCUGUACGAACUGCAUGUUGAAGAUUGGAAACAAAAUCUUCCGUUGCCUGCUUAUAAAUUGAAAAAUUUAGAUGCGGACUUUUCUUAUGUGGUUCGUAGCCAGUGGACUCCUCGAAGAAGUCUACCGGUUGAUGCAUUUCAGUUAGCAACUAUAUUAUGCCCAGAUACCAACGUUGCAAAAAUACGAUUUGACUGUUCAACUAAUCAUGACUCGAUCUCUCCUCUUAUAAAUCUAAAAAAACUGAAAGAAUUGAGUUUGGUACGGGUCACUGAUGGCGAGCGCUGUUUACUAGACUUUACAGACAUAACCUUACUCCUUCAGAAGCAUGGAAAGCAUCUCAUAAUGUUGGAGCUGAAAGUGAUUGAAGAAGUUGAUACUCAUGUGAUACUUGAAUCCUGUUCACGUUUGGAAGUGCUAAUUCUGAGCGGUUGCAGCUACAGAUUCCCGGAGCCAACUUGCGAAACCUCUUGUUUAACAUUAGAUUCCUCCUCGGAAUUUUUAACCAGACUACAAUAUUUCUUCUAUGCCGAUGGAGAUGACUUUAGCUCUGACCAUAGCUUGCCCCAAUGUUUUUGGAAAAGCCUUCUUACUCCAGACAGAUCGUGUAAAAAUGGACGGAAAAAACUACGAGGCCUAUUUCUCGAAGCCCCGCGCAUUUCAGAACUCACCGCUGGGGAAAUUUUCCAAUCGGAUCAUAUUUUACCGGACUUGCAAGUGCUCAGCAUCUGUCGCUACUCAGAAUUGCUCUUUGAGCAACUUGUUUCGCUUAUGAGUCCAGAAUUGGUGUAUUUGAAAAUAGGGCAGUGCGAUCAGUUUUCUACCGCGCAGAUCAAAAGAUUGAAAAAUUUAAUUUCCAGCAAAAAUAUUUCAUUUUUCUACGAGAAGUAAGAGCACUUGUCAAAGUGUCAAAGUAAAAAAAAAAAAACAUAUGUCUACGAGGAAGAAACUAAUGGUACUUACGUUGUUUUCAAGCUAAACCAGAAAUUGUAGUUCCUAAUUGCGGAACGUAGUCCAUAUGUUAGUCGUUACUCGUUUGUGUUACUAUGUUUAAGAUGAGAUUGAAUUAAGUAGGGGCAAAUACAGAAGGUCCCUCCCAGUUUGCAGGUUGUGCUAUCAUACUUUUUUAGAGGUAUAAAUUAUCAUGUUAAAAAUUCAUGUUGGUCCUGAAUUGCAGCUUUUGGUCAUGGCCUCUGGCCAUUUUUCAAACCUUAACAUUUCUUUGUAAUAGGCCACUAGCGAAGGUCUGAAUCAGAAGAAAACGUUACAUUUUCUCUUUUCAAGAUUGUAUGUCGUAAUCGAUUCACACAACAGGAAGUUCGGAAAUUAACGCCUGAGCGAGGUAUUAACAAGUCUUUCUAACACGGAUCAAAUGGGAGUUAGAUUAUACAAAUGACGUCGUUUGUAUUUUUGCCACUAAACGAAUGUUAAUUGAAAACACUUAUAUCUUGUUAAGGAGUUGCUUUCCAGACUUUCCGUCGUGUGAUUCGUUUUUCACGUGAUGUUUUGAAGUGAAAGCAAGUCGCGCCGUGCUUUAAUUCAUACCUUGUCUAGAGAUCCAUUGAAAAUUGUAUGUAUGAUAAGAAAUAGAAUAGCAUGCGAUAAAUACAAAAAAUGACAUGUUAUGUCGUGAUCUUUUAUGUUGAAAUGAUUCCUGAAGAGUAAAUAUACAAUAACGAACAACUGUAACAAUUGUGAAGCAAUUUAUUAUUUGUAUGUUGGUUGGUUGUGUGGGAACUGUCAAACGUGUGUAGACCAAUGCAUUAUAUGUGUUGCACUUAAAUCACAAGUCAUCACGUUUCAAAUUUAUUUCCUUAACUUGUUUUUAUAUUGUCAUUGAAACUGUAAAACGGUAAAAAUACAUUCAGCUUGCAAAACUC
This is a messenger RNA of Bemisia tabaci, 2772 nucleotides long. Lineage: Eukaryota; Metazoa; Arthropoda; Insecta; Hemiptera; Aleyrodidae. The record is from RefSeq and is a predicted model, not a curated record.